AUGGAGCGAUACGUGGACAGUGUUGUCGCCCCGUACAUGGCCGCCCAGCGAGAACGACUUGGCCUGGACGAGGACCACCCCGGCCUGGCCAUCUUUGACGUCUAUAAAGCACAUCGCACUCCCGGACUGCUAGCAAAGCUGAGAGAGGCCAACAUUCGCCCCGUGUUCGUCCCGGCCAGCUGUACCGGCGAGUUGCAACCCCUCGACUCGGACGGGUGCAUCAAUAACGCGCUGAAGAAGGACCUGACCCAGUCUUUCACCAACUUUUACGCUGAGAAAGUGGCAAAGGCACUGGAGAACGGCACAGACAUCGAGAACAUCAAGGUUUACCUGCGCCUGUCCGCCAUCAAACCGCUGCACGCUAACUGGCUGUUGGGAGCCAUGGGCAGGCUUGCCGCCAAGACAGACGUCAUCGGCCGAGGCUGGGAGCGCAGAGGGAUCCGGGACGCCAUCCAGAAGGUUCGAUAG
Branchiostoma belcheri (Belcher's lancelet) is the source of this 468-nucleotide messenger RNA. RefSeq lists its product as uncharacterized. NCBI's taxonomy places the organism in Eukaryota, Metazoa, Chordata, Leptocardii, Amphioxiformes, Branchiostomatidae. Gene Ontology annotation, molecular function: DNA binding. The coding region runs from base 1 to 468 and encodes 155 amino acids. The record is from RefSeq and is a predicted model, not a curated record. The transcript has a single exon. Gene Ontology annotation, cellular component: nucleus.